AUGAGGUAAGUUUCAUGAUAUUUAUUUAUAAUGCUAUAUGAAAAUAAUAUUUUAAAAAAUCUUGGGGGAUUGUUUAUAGCUUUAUUAUGCCACACCAAACCAAUAAUUUGGGCUACGAUUGUCUGAGUUGUUGUAAACGACAACAGCUGAUUUGUUGUUGUACAAUAACAUUGUGCAUCAAAGGUUGUAUUGUGGUCCCAUUCUUGUUAUUUUUUAGUUGUAGAAAGUAGGCGAUUUUAUGCUAGUAAUGAGUGUAUGAAGUGUUGCCAGUUGUACAAUCUAUGGCACUUUAUUUUCCUGAAUAUUGCUUGACAAACAGAUGUUUACCUAUUCCAUAUUUUGACCCAUCCAGCUUCAUAGUGAUUAGUGAAAUAUUAACUUUAUUUGAAACUUUAUUUUUGAUGUAUAUGAGAUAAUAUAGUAUAACAAAUAUUCUUUUUUCACAGAGUCAGAUAAUGGGUAACAACAAAGGUGCCACACCAACUUCUUCAUUUUAUGGUAGAUAAUGUGCACCUUGUAUUCAAAGAAUUCAUGUGGAAAACCCUUUUGUGCUAUAUCCAAAUAUAAGUGAAGAAGAAAGUGAUUCUGAAGACCUUGAAGAUAAUGUUGGUGAUUAUGAUUACGAGGUUAGUGAUAGCAAUGAUGAAAGUGACUUGAGGACCCAGGUAUAAAUAAUCCCAGACCUAAUUCAACUGAAGCAGCACAAAAGCAACAAAAUGGCAACGAAAGCGACAUGAAUGUGCAUUGGAGGAAAUGCAAUCCUGUGCAAUUUGAUGUUACGUAUAUUGGUCCUGGAUUACCACUACCUCCAGAUGAACAGGUUAGCCCUAUAGAAUACUUCAAGAUGUUUUUUGACAAGUUAUUUGAACAUCUUGCUGAACAAACAAACUUGUACUCGGCUCAGCAAACCAGAACCUCAGUAAAUACUAACCAACUUGAAAUAGAGCAAUAUCUAGGCCUUCUAACUAUGAUGUCAGUUAUCAAGUUGCCACAAGUCAGAAUGUACUGGGCAAAAGAAACCUGGAUCCCAGUUAAUGCCUGUUGCUCGGUUUGACAAGCUACAAAGGUUUUUUCAUUGUAAUGACAAUUUCAAAAUCAUACCUGCAGGCCAACCAGGGCAUGACAAAUUAAUUAAAGUGAGACCAGUGAUUGAAUCUGUUGUAACAAAAUGUAGGAAAGUUCCGCAAGAAGAAAAACACUCUGUCGAUGAGCAGAUAAUACCGACAAAAAGCCGCACAAGUUUGAAACAAUUCUGUCCCAAAAAGCCUAAUAAAUGGGGAAUUAAAGUCUGGGCAAGGUGUGGGGUUAGUAGGCUAGUGUAAGACUUUUAAGUUUACACAGGCAAAUCUGAUCAGGAUGAAGAUUUCCCUUCACUUCUUAUGGGUGGAAAUGUGGUACGCCGCCUGUGUGAAACUCUGCCAUCAAAUGUUAAUCGCAAGCUUUACUUUGACAACUACUUUUCAUCUCCGAAAUUAUUGCAGUAUUUGACAAAGCAAAAAAUAUGGGCAGUUGCAACUAUUCGGUAAGAUCGGCUAAAGGGAGCAAAAAAGCAUCUAAAGAGUGAAAAGGAAUUGAAACAUAAUGGACGGGGUAGCAUGGAUUGGAUUGUGGAGGCAAAUAGUGGCAUAACAGUAAUUAGAUGGUUAGAUAGUGGGUCUGUUUAAUUGGUAUCAAAUUAUGUGGGUAAAGAACUUGGUCCAUAAGCAAGAAGAUGGUCAAAGAAAGAAAAAAAGCACAUUCAGAUAAACAGGCCCCUUGCAGUCCAUGAGCAUAAUAUUCAUAUGGGAGGGAUUGACCUUUGUUACAUGCUACUUUCCCUCUAUGCAUAUCUCAAUGUUCUCUGAAGUACUAUAUGCACAUUAUCUAUUAUUGCCUUGGUAUCUCAGUAACAAAUGGUUGGCUUUUAUAUCGGAGACAUAUGGAGCAGGAAGGGGAGGAGAAAAAGAAUGAGCUGAAAUUGAUUCAAUUUCAUUCCCAGAUAGCCGAUAGCCUCAUUCGAUCUGGUAAAGUUGUAACCCAAAAGAGAGGUAGACCAUCCUUGGAAAGAGAAACACCUGUCAAGCAGAGAUGA
Paramuricea clavata is the source of this 2071-nucleotide messenger RNA. Lineage: Eukaryota; Metazoa; Cnidaria; Anthozoa; Malacalcyonacea; Plexauridae. The record is from the annotation of a GenBank genome assembly.